This is a messenger RNA of Thunnus maccoyii (southern bluefin tuna), 721 nucleotides long. RefSeq lists its product as uncharacterized. The record is from RefSeq and is a predicted model, not a curated record. Bases 77 to 682 code for a protein of 201 amino acids. The transcript is spliced from 4 exons. NCBI's taxonomy places the organism in Eukaryota, Metazoa, Chordata, Actinopteri, Scombriformes, Scombridae. Gene Ontology annotation, cellular component: membrane.
UGACAAAGCUGUUGGACUCACCUGCUCAGAGCCUGUCAGGUUGGUGGGAGAAGCCAGUCGCUGUGCAGGUACACUGAUGGUGAAACGAACAAAGUGGAGACCAGUGCAGGACUCUGACUGGACCCUGAAGGAAGCAGCUGCAGCGUGUGGAGAUAUGGACUGUGGCUCUGCUGUUUCAAUAGGAAGGAGAAAUAAUUCCUUAGAGGAAUCUGUAUGGUGGAUCAGAUCUGACUGUGUUCAGUCUGGAUAUGCCCUGAGGGAAUGUGCAUCAUCAAGUUCCUCUUCCUCCAUCGUGGAGCUCAUCUGCUCAGACCUGCUGGUUCAGCCAAUCAUCUCUGUGUCUUCUACAAUGAACGGGGUCUCCGAGGCCCAGCAGCAGGGGUUUCAAGUGCGUCGGGGCUCCGACUUCACCAUCAGCUGCUCCGUCCAGCCUCAGUACCCAGGAGGCUCCUUCCAGCUCACCUUCACCUCCUCCAACACAACAUACAACUACACCCAGCCAGCUGUCAAUCACUCUGCUGACUUCCUGUUUCCUGCUGCAGACCCCGCCCACCAAGGAAACUACAGCUGUGUUUAUGAAGUCAUUGUUUUUUCUCAUAACUUCUCCUCUGAGAGCCGUCUGCUGUCUCUCACUGUCACAGGCCAGCAGGGGGCAGAAGUCAGGCCCACAGGAGAACAUUGAGCUGGAUUCUUAUAAUCUCGGUGUUUCCAGAGCUGAAGA